Molecule: messenger RNA, 2889 nt
Organism: Nyctereutes procyonoides (raccoon dog)
Lineage: Eukaryota; Metazoa; Chordata; Mammalia; Carnivora; Canidae
Gene: ABCG1
Product: ATP binding cassette subfamily G member 1
Exons: 15
Coding region: 173-2209 (678 amino acids)
Biological process (GO): transmembrane transport; cholesterol homeostasis
Cellular component (GO): plasma membrane
Molecular function (GO): ATP hydrolysis activity; ABC-type sterol transporter activity; ATP binding
Source: RefSeq, a predicted model, not a curated record
CCGAGCCCGAGCCCGAGCCCGAGCCCGAGCCCGAGCCCGAGCGCGGCGCAGCGACCCAGCCUGGAGCGAGCGCAGCCUCGUGCCCGCCGCCCGUGCCCGCCGCCGCCGCCGCCGCCGCCGCCGCCGCCGCCCGUGCCCGCCGUGCGCUGCCCGAGCCCGCCGCCCCCGGGGCAUGGCCUGUCUGAUGGCCGCUUUCUCGGUCGGCACCGCCUUGAAUGCCAGCAGCUAUUCCACAGCGAUGACGGAGCCCAAGUCCGUGUGUGUCUCCGUGGAUGAGGUGGUCUCCAGCAACAUGGAAGCUACUGAGACGGAUCUGCUGAAUGGACACCUGAAAAAGGUGGAUAACAACCUCACAGAGGCCCAGCGCUUCUCGUCCCUGCCCCGCAGGGCGGCCGUGAACAUUGAGUUCAAGGACCUCUCCUACUCAGUCCCCGAAGGACCCUGGUGGAGAAAGAAAGGAUACAAGACCCUCCUGAAAGGGAUUUCCGGGAAGUUCAACAGCGGGGAGCUGGUGGCCAUCAUGGGGCCGUCCGGGGCUGGGAAGUCCACGCUCAUGAACAUUCUGGCUGGAUACAGGGAGACCGGCAUGAAGGGGGCCGUGCUCAUCAACGGCCUGCCCCGGGACCUGCGCUGCUUCCGGAAAGUGUCCUGUUACAUCAUGCAGGACGACAUGCUGCUGCCACACCUCACGGUGCAGGAGGCCAUGAUGGUAUCUGCACAUCUGAAGCUCCAAGAGAAGGACGAGGGCAGGAGGGAGAUGGUCAAGGAGAUCCUGACGGCUCUGGGCUUGUUGUCUUGCGCCAACACGCGGACCGGAAGCCUCUCUGGCGGCCAGCGGAAGCGCCUGGCCAUCGCCCUGGAGCUGGUGAACAACCCUCCCGUCAUGUUCUUCGAUGAGCCCACCAGUGGCCUGGACAGCGCGUCCUGCUUCCAGGUGGUCUCCCUGAUGAAAGGACUGGCUCAAGGAGGGAGGUCCAUCAUCUGCACCAUCCACCAGCCCAGCGCCAAGCUCUUCGAACUCUUUGACCAGCUUUAUGUCCUUAGUCAAGGACAAUGUGUGUACCGGGGAAAAGUCUCAAAUCUUGUACCGUACUUGAGGGAUUUAGGUCUGAACUGCCCAACCUAUCACAACCCAGCUGAUUUUGUCAUGGAGGUCGCAUCCGGCGAAUACGGCGACCAGAACAGCCGCCUGGUGAGAGCCGUCCGGGAGGGCAUGUGUGACUCUGAGCACAGGAGAGAGCCUGGGGGGGAUGCCGAGGUGAACCCUUUUCUUUGGCACCGGCCCUCUGAAGAGGUAAAGCAGACAAAACGAUUGCAGGGGUUGAGAAAGGACUCCACCUCCAUGGAGGGCUGCCACAGCUUCUCGGCCAGCUGCCUCACCCAGUUCUGCAUCCUCUUCAAAAGGACUUUCCUCAGUAUCAUGAGGGAUUCGGUCCUGACGCACCUGCGGAUCACGUCUCACAUUGGCAUCGGCCUCCUCAUCGGCCUGCUGUACCUGGGGAUUGGGAACGAGGCCAAGAAGGUCUUGAGUAACUCCGGCUUCCUCUUCUUCUCCAUGCUCUUCCUCAUGUUUGCGGCCCUCAUGCCCACCGUUCUCACGUUUCCCCUGGAGAUGGGAGUAUUUCUUCGGGAACACCUGAAUUACUGGUACAGCCUGAAGGCCUACUACCUAGCCAAGACCAUGGCCGACGUGCCCUUCCAGAUCAUGUUCCCCGUGGCCUACUGCAGCAUCGUGUACUGGAUGACGUCACAGCCGUCUGACGCCGUGAGGUUUGUCCUGUUCGCCGCGCUGGGCACCAUGACGUCCCUGGUGGCGCAGUCCCUGGGGCUGCUGAUCGGAGCUGCAUCCACGUCCCUGCAGGUGGCAACAUUCGUGGGACCUGUGACGGCCAUCCCCGUCCUCCUCUUCUCAGGGUUCUUCGUCAGCUUCGACACCAUUCCGACUUACCUGCAGUGGAUGUCAUAUAUCUCCUACGUCAGGUACGGCUUCGAAGGGGUCAUCCUGUCCAUCUACGGCCUGGAUCGAGAGGACCUGCACUGUGGCAUCGAUGAGACGUGCCACUUCCAGAAGUCGGAAGCCAUCCUGAGGGAGCUGGACGUGGAGGAUGCCAAGCUCUACCUGGACUUCAUCGUUCUGGGGAUUUUCUUCAUCUCCCUGCGCCUCAUCGCCUAUUUCGUCCUGAGAUACAAAAUCCGGGCGGAGAGGUAAAACACCCGAGUGCCAGGAGACAUGAACAUAGACAUCGCGGCCCAGGGCCACUUGUAGAGCCACAGGGACCCCUGCCACCCAGCCCCCGGCCGCGCGCUCCGUCCGCGGGUGUCGUGCUGCCCGUCCGCGCCCAGCCGGCUGGGGUCCUGUCUCCAUCUCCCUUUCCGGCUUCACCUGGGAAGAAGGUGUAGAAAGAUGUCGUGUCCUCGUUGCAGAAUUGAACGCCGCGGCGGCCAGGCAGGCGGGGGCCGGCGGCAGAGCGGAGGCCGGGCGGCCGGGGAGGAAGGCCCACGCCGGUGGCAGCCUGGCCUCCUAACGGUUUGCCUCCUUCUCCGGGGAGAAGUCGUUUUCCAAGCCAAAAGCCGAUAACUCUCAUUCAUUUUAAGAAACUGUAUCUUUUUAGUACCUGUUAAAGGAAAUUAUUCAGGGUAAAUAACACACUUUGCUUAGAGAUACGAGGGGUGUAACUAAGCCGCGGAGCUGGUCUCGUGUUCAGGCAGGACUUGUGACAGAUGCAGGCGGGGUCCCCAGCAGAGAGGGGGCUCUGGGGCUGCACGCGUUUCCGAAAGUACAGAAAGCUGGAGGGUGCCAUCGGCCAGCCUUCCCAAAGCCUUUUCUCCCCCCUGCACCCGCCCCGUGCCGCUUAUUUUAAGCAAAAAUAUAUCGUUUAUUUCUUCCUA